ACUUGUAGCUCACGUGACCCACGUGGUAUUUUAUGGCGGUCCAACAGAGAAGGCUCCCUGUUAGUUCAGUACAGAGCCCUGCAGUAUCAGCUGCAAUAGCUCACCUCCAUCAUUACAGUCGGGCUAAAUCAGCUAUAAGAUGGGGAGCACUCAGUUCAGUUGCCAUGAUAGCACUUCUGGUUGACAUGUACUUUUGCUUGAUAGCUUUUUUGACGAGUGUCAGCACUUACAUCAUUCUGAUGAUAGAAUCAGUUCUGCUAUUUUUACUAUUUUUAUGCGUCCUGUACGACAUCGUGUAUUACGUCUGUACAGUGUGGACUAACUCGAAAGUGAAAGUAACGCAAAAACAAAAAGAUAUGCUUGGAAUACCCAAAGAAAUAUGUGGUUUUCAAACAGUUUCUACUCCGGUUAAUUUUCCUUCAAUUUCCUCCACGCCCACUCGACCCAAGUACACGCCUCCUGCAAUAGCCACACCCUUUUCCGGUAAACCCUCUCCUAAUAAUUAUUACUAUCAGACUCCAGGGUCUACUCAAUCCCAGUACAGCACUCCCUCACAUUCUCAUUCCUUUUCUAAUAAUAGCAUCUACUCCCCAAGCAGAUCUCCUGGCCACACCUCUUCCCCUUUUACUAGCGAUCGUAUAUCUACCAGGAAAUCUUUGACGGAGUAUUUGAGAGGUGAAGAAGAAAAGGAGCAGAAGCAUCUUCACGGUUCUCCGGAUUAUUUGUCAGGUUCUUGGUACGGGUCUCCUAAUGGAGGGGGCGGAGCCCCAGCUCUUCGUAAAUAUCACGUAGCUACAAGGACACCAUAUUCUCCUGAUGAUGAUGAAAGAGAUUCUGAAACAUUAUGGAGUCGACUUCGAAUUAAGAAAGAUGACGUUAAUGAAUGGACUGUCCGCUGUCGUAAGUGGUUAGCUCAGACUGUCAUAAUUCCAAUAUCAAAAGAAAUUCACUCGAUGAACAAGAAACUGGAAGGAAUAGGCUCAAAGAAAUUAAUUGGAAUUGCUAGUGUAGCCCAGUUGCAGGAUGAAGCCAUCCUAAGGGGAAUGAUACUCCCCAGUCUAAGUAUGCUGUUACGCUACCUGAGCCUAUCGACCAGACAGGACUAUCUUGUGAAGAGAAUUCACGAUUUAGCUGAAGGUGGUAGUAUUGUUAAUUUCAAGUGGGACUCUGGUGGAACAUGGAAGGGUAGGAAAUGGGACCAAGAUUCACCUACUGACACAGAAAUUGUUCAAUAUUUUCUUUGCACGUAUUUGGACUCUCAGAUCCCACCCUCUCCACAGUUUCCUGAUGGCAAGACUUUCACUAGUCAAUACUUUGUCAAAACUCCUGAUAAACCAGAAAGCAAGAAAUCUACAGUGGCCCUCUAUCAGUCAAGCAUCAAUCCUCCUCAAUUUAAAGUUUUAUGGAAAGACACAGUCAUUGAGAUUCCAAAGGGAAGGAAUAAUCUUUUUUAUGCUAUUAUCGUUUUCUUGCACUAUGUUAAACAUGAAGAGAAAGGAUUGUUAGGGCAUUUAGACCUUGAGCUCUCUGGACUCAACUUAUUGUGGAUAAUUGACAAGUCGUAGCCAUUUUAAAAUGAACGUAUGAGAUAUAUUGUUAACUUAAUGGAUGGUUUUUCAAAGAGAAUGCUAUGAUUGAACUGUUCAACU
Messenger RNA from Amphimedon queenslandica, 1649 nucleotides. Its product is annotated as transmembrane protein 209-like. The record is from RefSeq and is a predicted model, not a curated record. The transcript has 17 exons. Lineage: Eukaryota; Metazoa; Porifera; Demospongiae; Haplosclerida; Niphatidae. Gene Ontology annotation, cellular component: membrane. Bases 33 to 1565 code for a protein of 510 amino acids.